Sycon ciliatum is the source of this 1627-nucleotide messenger RNA. RefSeq names its product CCAAT/enhancer-binding protein-like. The record is from RefSeq and is a predicted model, not a curated record. Bases 70 to 1203 code for a protein of 377 amino acids. Lineage: Eukaryota; Metazoa; Porifera; Calcarea; Leucosolenida; Sycettidae. Gene Ontology annotation, molecular function: DNA-binding transcription factor activity. Gene Ontology annotation, biological process: regulation of DNA-templated transcription. The transcript is spliced from 3 exons.
GCCAGUAUCUCCGUCUGUUCACAACUUUCCCCAUUUUUCAGUAGCCAAGCCUCUCAGCCGUUAGCCAAGAUGAAUGCUUCACAAUGCGGACCCUUUAUCUAUCCAGAUGUCGUUCAGCGUCCUCCUCUGGAUACCAGCAACAACGUUCUAUCGGACUUGCCAAAUGCGGCUCAGGUUCAUGAAUACCUGCCACCCUUGACUGUACCUCGCAGUGCCACUCCACAGCGACAGCAUGCGGAGGGCCCAAGACCUUCAUUCGCACAACUGAGCGCCCGUCUUCGCUCCCAGACAGCGGCUUGGGAUAUGAGUGCGAUGGGAAACACCACAGUGGCCAACACGUCUUUGGACAGGAGGGCACUGGGAAACGCCGCAUCCUCGUCAGCGUCUUUGGACCCUAGUGCAGUGGUAAACACCGCACCCAGAUCAGCGUCCUUGGACAGGAGUGCAGUGGAAAACACUACAGUGCCCAACAUGUUUUUGGAUAUGAGCGCACUGCGACACAUCGCACCCGGGUCAGCGUCUUCGGACACGAGUGCACUGGGAAACACCGCACUUGGGUCAGCGGACAGGAGGGCAAUGGGAAACAGCACAGUGCCCAACAUGUCUUUGGAUCCGAGUGCACUGCGAAACAUCGCACCCGGGUCAGCGUCUUUGGACAGGAGUGCACUGGUAAACACUAACAACGACACCGGCUGGUCACCCCUAUUAACAAAUUGUGAGAACCCAAUUUCAAGGCCUACAGAAUUGGACGCGAACAUGAACAUCCCUAAACAGUCAACAGGCAGUUCAGCGCCUCUUCAAUCCUGCAAUGGCCCGUAUGGGGACUUUCAGACACCGCCAGUGCCAGCAUCAUCGCUAGGAUCAUCACAUCUUUCCCUGUCGAGUACUGAUCAGGUUUCCCCGGUUUCUCAAUUUGGUCUGUUUGGCUCUUCCAACUGGGCUAAUGUAAUGCAGGAGACCGCCCUACGCCAAGACGAACAAAAGGUGAAGAAAAACCAAGAGAGAAUAGAGAGACGCCGCAACCGAAAUAAGGUGGCAGCCGCGCGUAGCAGAGAGAAGGCGAAGAUGAAGGCUGCAGAGGACUCGCAGAAAAUCCAGGAACAGGCAGAGACAAUAGAGAAACUUAGGAAGAUAGUAGCCAGCCAGAAGAUCGUAAUUGACCACUAUCCGACUUGUGCAGCAUGUGGUAACAUUCCUUCAUAAUGUGCUGUCAUUCUUUCACAGUCAUUGGACUCGGCAGCAUCCACGGAUAGUGCAUGUACUCUUAAACAAGAACUUAUUAUUAUUAUUUAUUUAAUUUUUACGAAGUAGUGGUUGCGAGCUCCGGUGUGGGGAGCAAACCCUUUCUUAUUUAUUUUUUAAUUACUAUUUCCCUCAAACCAGUGAAUAUUAUUAUUAUUUAUAUUAUUAUUAUUUGAAACAAAAGUGAUGGAGAGUUACUCUCAAAAAAAGUAUUACUUCCCUCAAACCAGUUAAUAUUAUUAUUAUUAUUAUCAUUUGGAACAAAAGUGAUGGAGAGUUAUUCUCAACUCGUAACUAUAAUUAUUUCCUUUUCCUUUCUACAUUAUUAUUAUUGUCACUAGUUAUUACGUACGAAAGAAAGUGCGGAUGCAGAUUUUGAAGCUCU